UCUUUCUUUCUUUCUUUUUCUUGAGUUUGAUUAUUCUGAUUACUAAAUGCCUUGCAGUUUGACAAAGAACAGAAGUUAUGAGCUCAUACUAGGAAUAGGUUAGCCAGGUUCAAGGAUCUCACAACAUUUAGAAAGAUUGUUUUUAAGGAAGAAAUUUAAAAAAAAAGUCUUAUAGGGAAAUCAGUGACAUAUCAUAAACAAGUUUGCAAUGCUGUCUACUAGUAUAAAUGACUGCCAGACUCAUUGCCCAGCUGUUUUUGUGAUCCAGGGCACAUAUUUGCAAGACAGCUGCCCUGAACUAGGGAAGGUCAAGCAAAACCCACUGCCUGUCUAGAGAUGGCUGUCCUGAUGUCAGUCUCAUUAGUUCCUGAGUUCUUGCCAAGGAAGUUAGCAAGAACUAGUAUAGAUCUGGAGGUCAAAGUUUAGCAGAAAGAGCCCCCACAGCAGUGCGCAAAGAGCGCUCUGCCCUACUCUUUUUUUCUCUACUGGUCACCCAGUUGGUGUGGGGUGUGUGUGUGUGUGUGUGUGUGUGUGUGUGUGUGUGUUUCCAAAAUAGUACUUGAAGGAUAGGAAGUUAAAUGUCUGUGGGAAAAAGCAACGUUUUGGGUUCUCAGCGUUUUAGUCAGCUGCUUUCUUACUUUUCCAGACUGUGACUAUUCUUUGAAGCUAUUAAAAUCUAUUCUUGGUAAUGAGAAAAGGGAGUGACUUGAUGGUUCUUUUCCAAUUGCUCUGUGUCUAACAAGAAAUACCUAAAUAAUUUGCCGUUUUAAAUUUCCCCUAGUAGUGGCAAAACAAUUCUACUCCUAUUUGUGGGGGAAAAAAAUCUCUGCCGUGAAUUUCAGUGUUGGGAACAUAGCGAGACAAAAAGCUACCUGGGCUAGCCUGUUUCUCCAGGAUGAAACAAAAGGAAUAUAGAUUUUAGUGGCUGCUUUAACAGUUUGGUAAAGGAUCUGGUCUAUCUUGGGUGUGGGAGAUGGGAGGGAUAAAGAAGUCAGAAUCCCAUUUAGAUCACAGAAAGAAACCAGGAAGUAAGGGGAAAUUAUUACAGUCUGUUCAUAGCUCAGAAUGUUAAAGGCAGCAACCUCUGCUGGUUGGUUAUUCAUUAGCAAAAAGGAGAGAGCCGUCCAGAUCCAGACUGGUCCAAAGACAGGAGCAGACUUGAAACAGGGGGAGAGCUCCUGGCAAAAGCAAGGUGUGGAGGUUUUACCAGGGCAGAUACGAAGAAAAGAUCCUUCCUACUGAGCAGCUGCCCGGCUCCUGCUCAGUUUUGCUUGGGGGUAGCAGCUCCGGCCACAGAAAGCAAGCCGGUAAGUCUCUCCAGGUAGGACUUGCUGCAACCAGCUGCUGGACUGAUUUGAAAUGGGACUUUGUGUACUCUCCAAAGUAUGGUGAGUUGGUGCUGACUUCAAAGUUGCCUGGUGAAGGAAGAGAAGGUGGAUCGCAGAGACUAAGGGGAGAGGGAGAAGCCCUGCUCCUCUUCUCCCCACCAAGGCACAAUGAGCAACAUCUGUCAGAGGCUCUGGGAGUACCUAGAACCCUAUCUCCCCUGCUUGUCGACGGAGGCAGGCAAGUCAACGGUGAUUGAAAAUCCAGGGGCCCAUUGCUCUCCCCAGUCACAGAGGCAUGGCCACUACUUUGUGGCUUUGUUUGAUUACCAGGCUCGGACUGCUGAGGAUCUGAGCUUCCGGGCAGGUGACAAACUUCAGGUUCUGGACACUUCGCAUGAGGGUUGGUGGUUUGCCAGACACUUGGAGAAAAGGCGAGAUGGCUCCAGUCAGCAACUACAGGGCUAUAUUCCUUCUAACUACGUGGCUGAGGACAGAAGCCUACAGGCAGAGCCGUGGUUCUUUGGAGCAAUCAGAAGAUCAGAUGCAGAGAAACAACUAUUAUAUUCAGAAAAUAAGACGGGUGCCUUUCUAAUCAGAGAAAGUGAAAGCCAAAAAGGAGAAUUCUCUCUUUCAGUUUUAGAUGGAGGAGUUGUAAAACACUACAGAAUUAAAAGACUGGAUGAAGGGGGCUUUUUUCUCACCCGGAGAAGAACCUUUUCAACACUGAACGAAUUUGUGAGCCACUACACCAAGACGAGUGACGGCCUGUGUGUCAAGCUGGGGAAACCAUGCUUAAAGAUCCAGGUCCCAGCUCCAUUUGAUUUGUCAUAUAAAACCGUGGACCAGUGGGAGAUAGACCGCAACUCCAUACAGCUUCUGAAGCGAUUGGGAUCUGGUCAGUUCGGCGAAGUAUGGGAAGGUCUGUGGAACAAUACCACACCAGUAGCAGUGAAAACAUUAAAACCAGGUUCAAUGGAUCCACGUGACUUCCUGAGGGAGGCACAGAUAAUGAAGAACCUAAGACAUCCAAAGCUUAUCCAGCUUUAUGCUGUUUGCACUUUAGAAGAUCCAAUUUAUAUUAUUACAGAGUUGAUGAGACAUGGAAGUCUGCAAGAAUAUCUCCAAAGUGAUGCUGGGUCAAAAAUCCAUCUGACUCAACAGGUAGACAUAGCGGCACAGGUUGCCUCUGGAAUGGCCUAUCUGGAGUCUCGGAACUACAUUCACAGAGAUCUGGCUGCCAGAAAUGUCCUUGUUGGUGAACACAAUAUCUACAAAGUAGCAGAUUUUGGACUUGCCAGAGUUUUUAAGGUAGAUAAUGAAGACAUCUAUGAAUCUAAACACGAAAUAAAGCUGCCGGUGAAGUGGACUGCGCCCGAAGCCAUUCGUACUAAUAAAUUCAGCAUUAAGUCCGAUGUGUGGUCAUUUGGAAUCCUUCUUUAUGAAAUCAUUACUUAUGGCAAAACGCCUUACAGUGGUAUGACAGGUGCCCAGGUAAUCCAGAUGUUGGCUCAAAACUAUAGACUUCCCCAACCAUCCAAUUGUCCACAGCAAUUUUACAACAUCAUGUUGGAGUGCUGGAAUGCAGAGCCUAAGGAACGACCUACAUUUGAGACACUGCAUUGGAAACUUGAGGACUAUUUUGAAACAGACUCUUCAUAUUCAGAUGCAAAUAACUUCAUAAGAUGAACACUGGAGAAGAAUAUCAAAUAAUAAAGUAGCAAAACAAAUUCAAAUAGUCAGUUCCAAAGUACAAUGUUAUCAACCAACUCCACAAUCAGUUUAUCCUGACGUAUUCAAGUGAUAGGAUAAAGUUGGCCAUGUAUUAUAAAAAAAAAAAUGUAUUUGUGCAUUUUAUUGACUGGACAACACUGCAAGACUAUCAAGGUGAUAUAUAAUUUCCUCACUGCCUGGUAAAAUUAAGCACACUAAACAGUUAUUUUUCUUUUUAACUGAUACUUACAUUUCAAUUUAUUGUUUGAAAUGCCGAUCAAGAGAAUCAACAGAUGAUAGUCAGUUUUUACUCAGUGACUGUUGUAGCAUCUUCCUGUUUACUGAUUAGAGUGGUUAUUCAUUAUUCCUCAGAUUGCUGAAUCCCAUCAGGCUGUUAUUAUAAAGGAAUUUGAUUGCUUUGCUGCACAGCAGGACCUGUGCUUUGAGAUUUUUUUUUUUUUCUCUUUUAAAAUAUCCUGUAACUACAGUGAUGGUAAAGCCAUGUUAAAUGACUUGAUUGUACUUGGAGUAAUUGCACAUUUUUUUCUAUGCAUAAAAAAAUGAUGCAGCUGUUGAGAAAAUGAAUUAAAAUCUUUUUCAUUUUGCAGAAGGAAAUGAUGGAAUUUUUCUGUACCUCAGUAUGUGUCAACUGAGAGUCAUAUACAUUAGUUUUAAUCUCUUAAUAUUGAGACUCAGGUUACAAAGCUGAUGAGUUAUUAUCUAUGGAAAUGUGAGAAAUAUCUAAUAGCCUGUAAAGUCUGAGAAAUAAGUAUCAAAAUAGUUUAGGAAAAUGAGAGGAGAACAGUAGGAUUGCUGUGGCCUAGACUUCUGAGUAAUUAAUAAAGAAAAAGAAAUACCCUUUGGCCUACA
Molecule: messenger RNA, 3908 nt
Organism: Chlorocebus sabaeus (green monkey)
Lineage: Eukaryota; Metazoa; Chordata; Mammalia; Primates; Cercopithecidae
Source: RefSeq, a predicted model, not a curated record